GCGGCUUCGCGGUCUGUUAGAUGAUUUAACAAAUACGGUGGCUCCCUCAGAGCCCCAGGUUCCAGGUCCUUCUCAGGGAGCCCUCCUUACCCCAGAGCUUUCUGGGGCCGUGUUCCCGGCUCAGGGCCCCCUAAUUUGCAUCCAGGUACAAGGCCCGUGACCGUGACCGUGUGGAUGUCACAGAGACUCAUACGUGACCCACGCCUCCCAGCAGCCUUCACCUCCCAUGUCCUGGUUCCCAGGGGGAGCAGCAGCGCCUUGGUCAGGGCCUUCCCGGGCGGCUGCCUUCUCGCCACGCCCAUGAGUCCUUGGCCGUGUCUGAGCCCUCUGGAACACAGGCGGAGGGUCAUGCCCACUGAGUCUGCAGGGUGGGCCAUCUCCGUGGGGGCGGACGGGGCCCCUCUCCCCUGCCUGGCCCGGGUAACCUGAGCCCCACAUUGAACCCAGCAUGGAACAGCUGACAAUGCUGCGGCCAGACAGCUGCUGGGGCUGGCCAGGCUGCGGGGUGGGAGUGUGGGCUAUCACGUGACACCCAAAGCCCAUCUCCCUCUGCCCUGGGCCUGGGGAGGUGCCACCCAGCCCUGUCACUGCACAGAGUCCAGGCACCAUGCGUCGGCACCGGGCGCCACUGCUCUUCCUGUUGCUGCUGGCCAGCUGCCUGGCGACCCUGGGCCGGAACCAGGAGGAGCGGCUGCUGGCGGACCUGAUGCGCGACUACGACCCCCACCUGCGGCCGGCCGAGCACGACUCCGACGUGGUGAACGUGAGCCUGAAGCUCACCCUCACCAACCUCAUCUCCUUGAACGAGCGCGAGGAGGCACUCACCACCAACGUCUGGAUAGAGAUGUGGUGCGACUACCGCCUGCGCUGGGACCCGCAAGACUACGAAGGCCUGUGGGUGCUGCGGGUGCCGUCCACCAUGGUGUGGAGGCCGGACAUCGUGCUGGAGAACAAUGUGGACGGCGUCUUCGAGGUGGCCCUCUACUGCAACGUGCUCGUGUCCCCCAACGGCUGCAUCUACUGGCUGCCACCCGCCAUCUUCCGCUCCUCCUGUGCCAUCUCUGUCACCUACUUCCCCUUCGACUGGCAGAACUGCUCCCUCGUCUUCCAGUCCCAGACCUACAGCACCAGUGAGAUCAACUUGCAGCUGAGUCAGGAAGACGGUCAAACCGUUGAGUGGAUUUUCAUCGACCCCGAGGCCUUCACAGAGAACGGGGAGUGGGCCAUCCGGCACCGGCCUGCCAAGAUGCUGCUGGACCCGGCAGCGGCAGCGGACGAGGAGGCGGGCCCCCAGAAGGUGGUGUUCUACCUGCUGAUCCAGCGCAAGCCCCUCUUCUACGUCAUCAACAUCAUUGCCCCCUGUGUGCUCAUCUCCUCCGUCGCCAUCCUCAUCUACUUUCUGCCUGCCAAGGCGGGCGGCCAGAAGUGCACCGUCGCCAUCAACGUGCUCCUGGCCCAGACUGUCUUCCUCUUCCUUGUGGCCAAGAAGGUGCCCGAGACCUCCCAGGCAGUGCCGCUCAUCAGCAAGUACCUGACCUUCCUGCUGGUGGUGACCAUCCUCAUCGUGGUGAACGCCGUGGUCGUGCUCAACGUGUCCUUGCGUUCCCCACACACGCACUCCAUGGCCCGAGGGGUCCGAAAGGUGUUCCUGCGGCUCCUGCCCCAGCUGCUGAGGAUGCACGUCCGGCCCCCGGCCCCAGCGGCCAGGCAGGACGCCCGGCCCCGGCUACAGAACGGCUCUUCCUCGGGGUGGUCGCUCACAGCUGGGGAGGAGGUGGCCCUCUGCCUGCCUCGCACUGAGCUCCUCUUCCGGCAGCGGCAGCGCAACGGGCUGGUGAGGGCAGCACUGGAGAAGCUAGAGAAAGGCCCAGGGCCAGGGCAGAGCCAGGAGCUGUGCGGCAGCCUGAAGCAGGCAGCCCCGGCCAUCCAGGCCUGCGUGGAGGCCUGCAACCUCAUCGCCCGGGCCCAGCACCAGCAGAGUCACUUUGACAGUGGGAGUGAGGAGUGGUUCCUGGUGGGCCGCGUGCUGGACCGCGUCUGCUUCCUGGCCAUGCUCUCCCUCUUCGUCUGCGGCACCAGUGGCAUCUUCCUCAUGGCCCACUACAACCGGGUGCCCGAGCUGCCUUUCCCUGGAGACCCCCGCCCCUACCUGCCCUCGCCAGACUGAGCCACCCACGCGCUGCUGGGCACGGGGGAGUCGCACACGUGGGGCCCUCUGAGUCGGCAGCUGUGCUGUGCCGUUGCCGCCGCUGUCACAAGUGCACCCUUUGGGAAGUGCCCUCCAGAGCCGCGGGAGCCAAAUAGCUCUGGAAAGAGGGGGAAAUAAAACGGCAGCGUUCCA
Oryctolagus cuniculus (rabbit) is the source of this 2341-nucleotide messenger RNA. The record is from RefSeq and is a predicted model, not a curated record. Lineage: Eukaryota; Metazoa; Chordata; Mammalia; Lagomorpha; Leporidae.